AUGUCCUCAGAAUUAGAAGAUGAAACCUUGCUUCAAGAAGAAGAAAGUGAAGAUGAAUUCGAUUGGGAAGAAGUCGAAGUGCCCGAACAUCAAGCUCCACAUCUUGAAAUUACACUGCAGCUGGGCCCCAAGGCGUCCAAGAACAGCGCAAACGCGGACAAGAAGAAGGGAAUAAACCAUGCAGAGCGGCUUGUUCGGAUUGAUUGUCAUAAGAUUCACACUGUCGCUCUCAUUGCUAGUGCUCGUCAGCGGAACCUGUGGAUUAACAAUUCCUUAUUACAUGCUAGACUUCUCUCUCUCACUCCGCUGCAUCUCCAGAAUGCUUUUUCAGUUAUUCAUAAAUCCCGCGUGCCAGAUCAGAACCAGCGUGGGCGCAUGUUUGAGAGAGCCGUUGAGAAUCUAACUACAUGGUGGGCUACUACAUUCUUUGAAGUGAUACCCGACGGACACAUACGCAACCGGACGUAUGAUGAAAUACAGCAGAAACUCGAAAUACGAGGGCUGCAUAUCAAGACUGCCGACGAGGAGCUACUCGACGUUGAGACUCUCCAAGAUAUUGUCGAUGAUGAAGUAGAAACGAUUCGAAGUUCAAAGAGUCUUAUGAAACAUGCGCUUAUGCGUAGCGGAUCUAGGGAUACGAGUGCGCAGCUUUUUACAGCUUUGUGUAGAGGUCUGGGCAUCCCCGCUCGUUUGAUCGUCAGCGUGCAGAGCGUCCCAUGGCAAGCCAGCAUCGGAAGACCGAAGCCCAAGUAUGAGAAGAAGCCGAAGGGAAAGGGGAAAGAAACAGAAGUUGUACAGGACAAUGAAGCCGGCGAAGCCUCGAGUUCGAGUCAAUGGGAUCAUCUGAAAGAGCCUGGAAAUCGACUUGACGGCGGCUCCGUGCCCAUGAGCGAGAAGGCAAAAGGCAAGCAAAAGGCCAAACCGAUAAUCAAGCUGCGGAAAACGAAGACCAAGGGUAAGGUCUUGGGGAGGCCAACCAGACUGGCCUCUCCGGAUCCGCUAACAACGCCUCCAGUAUAUUGGACGGAAGUGUUCUCCAGGCCAGAUUCCCGAUGGUUCCCAGUUGAUCCUAUUCGUGGGAUCGUCAAUAAACGUAAGGUGUUCGAUCCGACUCCAUCAACCAGCAAUGUCAAUGCACAGGCCAGGAUACCCACAAAAGUCGAGAAUCGGAUGGUCUACGUGGUUGCAUUUGAAGAGGAUGGAUAUGCCCGAGAUGUGACGCGGCGGUAUGCUAAAGAGUACAGCGCGAAGGUGGCAAAAGUUCAAGGUGGAAGCAACGCGCCCAAUAUUGGCGGUGGGGGCAAAGGCCGCCAGGCGUGGUGGGAUAAGGUUGUCAGCUCCAUUGAGCGACCGUUUCGAUUAAACCGCGAUGAUUUGGAAGAUCAAGAACUGGAGGCAGUUCAGCUGAUGGAGGGCAUGCCUACCACGAUGUCUGGGUUCAAAGACCAUCCACUAUAUGUUCUGACGCGACAUCUGAAGCAAACCGAGACAAUUCAUCCUCCACCACCAGUUACACCAGAGCUUGGAAAGUUUAGAGGAGAGCCUGUUUACCCGCGAUCGGCUGUAGUUUCUUUGAAGACGGCGGAAAAUUGGAUGCGAAACACGGGGCGGAUGGUAAAAGCUGGCGAGCAGCCAAUGAAGAUGGUAAAGAUCCGCGCAGGGACCGUCAAUCGCAUGCGGGAACUCGAGGUCCUCAAAGAUGAAUUGAGCGUGGCUGGUGAAGGAACUUCGAAUUCGGGCCCAGAGGUUCUGCAAGGCUUGUACGCAUUUUCACAGACGGAGCCUUACGUCCCCGAUCCUGUGGUCGAUGGUAAAGUCCCUAAAAACAAUUUUGGCAAUAUCGAUCUGUACGUACCGUCUAUGCUCCCUAGAGGAGCAGUGCAUAUACCCUUCAAAGGUGUUGCCAAAAUAGCUCGAAAACUAGGCUUUGACUAUGCCGAAGCAGUUACUGGUUUUGAGUUUAAGAAACGCAGGGCGUUUCCCAUACUGGAAGGAGUGGUUGUCGCAGCUGAAAAUGGAGAAGCUCUGACAGAGGCGUAUUUGGAGGCUGAACGGGAAGCAGAGGAGAAAGCCAGACUCAAACGGGAAGAACGUGUACUGAAGCACUGGAAGCGCUUGAUCCACGGCCUGCGCAUUCGGCAGCGACUGCAGGACCAAUAUGCCACCAGGGCGGGUCAUGGGCAGAGCCAGCACCACCAUGGGCAUUCGCAUUCCCACGUUGAAGCCACUGAGAGCGAAGUUAAAUCGCGAGAAGGGUCGCCUCAUAAUGAUCCACAGGACACGGCAGGUGGCUUCCUAGCAGGCGCGGAUAAAGUGGUAUACGCCUUCCAUCUGCCCAAGAACACACACGUCGUGUUACCUUCUACACCUCCCCCUGGGGGUGUAGCGGAAGGUGCCGGCGCGCCGGACGCACGGCGGGAUGCAGAGGAGGAAGAGGACGUACCCCGCGAGGCGUUCGUCACGUACGAUCUCGACGAGGACGACGAGGAGAAAAUGGAGAUUGAUUACGCGGUAAAUGGCGGGACGCGUGUGCAGAGUGGUGGCCCAGGCGUCAACGGGUUUGAUGCUGCGUAUGUCCCGAAAACGAUGCAACAAAUGGCUGAGGAUGCUGCUGCUGAAGCUGAAGCGGCGCAGAAGCUGCAGGGCGACGGAGAUGAUGUGCUGGGCGAGAUUAUCACGACGGAGCCCCCGCCGCCACCGCCACCGCCGCCCACAGCAGCAGCAGCUGCUGCUGCUAGCGCUUCUGCAGGUACAGGCGUGGAUAAGGUUACUACUACUCCUACGCUGCCUGGCAGAACUACGCGAGCCAGAGCCAGAGCCACUGUCUCUUCCUCGUCUGCUGCUGCUACGUUUGCGUCUACGUCUACGUCUGCGACGCCCAACAGCCUUUCAUUGCGUAAGGACGCGACGUCGACGCUUGAGGAUGAGGCUCAGGCUCAGGCUCAGGCUAAUGCGGGUCUGGGUUCGAGUUCGAGAAAUGCUGGCACCAGGGCAGGGGCAGGGACGGCGUCACGCGCGAAACCGCCCCCGAAACCGAAGCUGGAUGCGAAUGGGAAUGGGAAUGCGAAGGUAAAUGCAAAGGCAAAGGCAACGGCGAAAGGGAGAGCGAAACCUAGAGCUAGAAGUUCGGCGAAGCGGAAGCGUGGCCGUGGUCGGCGAACUGCUGCAUCCGAGUCCGAGUCCGACGAGGCGGAGGAGGGGGAUGAGGAUGAGGAGGGGGAUGAGGAUGUGCCGCUGGAUGAUGAUGAUGACAAUAACACUGACGAGUCCGAUAAGGACGAUGACGAGGAAGAUGAAGAGGAUUUCGGUCCAUCGCCUAGCAAGCGCGCGCGCGUAAGCGUAAAGAUCAAACCUCCUCCACGCACACUUGCGCAAUCUGCACAAUCUGUAACUUUGACACCACAAUCAACGCGCACGCUGCGCCCGCGCGCGUCCAAGACGCCUGCGCAAAUUGCGGAGGACAGGAGGCGCGAGGAGGCGUUUCGCAGGGCUGUGGCUGGAUAA
Psilocybe cubensis is the source of this 3504-nucleotide messenger RNA. RefSeq lists its product as uncharacterized. The transcript has 11 exons. Gene Ontology annotation, cellular component: nucleus; XPC complex; cytoplasm. Lineage: Eukaryota; Fungi; Basidiomycota; Agaricomycetes; Agaricales; Agrocybaceae. Gene Ontology annotation, molecular function: damaged DNA binding; single-stranded DNA binding. Bases 1 to 3504 code for a protein of 1167 amino acids. The record is from RefSeq and is a predicted model, not a curated record. Gene Ontology annotation, biological process: nucleotide-excision repair; mismatch repair.